CGCCAAAUUAUUUGAAAUUAUAUAACAUUAACAAGCUCUUCCUACUGUCAUGGCGUCUCUCCGUGCCCUUGUUGGUUGUAAGAGAGUCAUUGAUUAUGCCGUAAAGAUUAGAGUCAAGCCAGACAAUAUGGGUGUUGUCACUGAAGGCAUCAAACAUUCAAUGAAUCCAUUUGAUGAAAUAGCACUGGAAGAAGCCGUUCGUAUGAAAGAGAAAAAAAUAGUAUCUGAGAUAGUAGCAGUCAGUUGUGGUCCUCCGGAAUGUCAGGAGACAUUACGUACAGCUCUGGCUAUGGGGGCGGAUAGAGCUAUUCACGUCGAGAUAAAAGGAGAGGAAUAUCAAGGGCUUCAGCCACUAGCUGUUUCAAAGAUGUUAGCAAAACUUAUUCAAAAUGAAAAGGUAGACAUUGCCUUUUUCGGAAAGCAAGCGAUUGAUGACGAUUCUAAUCAAACUGGACAAAUGGUUGCUAGUCUUCUAGACUGGCCACAAGCUACAUUUGCUUCGAAGAUUGAGACUGAGGGAAGCGACACUCUCAAAGUGAUGAGAGAAAUUGACGGAGGCUUAGAACACAUUAAAGUCAAACUACCAGCUGUCGUAACGGCAGACCUUCGUCUAAAUGAACCAAGAUAUGCCACACUACCCAACAUAAUGAAAGCAAAGAAGAAACCAUUUUCAAAGAUGUCAUCUGAAGAAUUGGGCGUGGACAUUAAGCCACGCCUACAAGUGAAGAGCGUGGUAGACCCCCCAGUGAGGGAGGCUGGGAGUACAGUAGAGAAUGUUGAUGAGCUUAUCACCAAACUGAAAGAUGUGGGUGUUGUUUGAACUUUGAAGAUAGAAUCACCAUUAAAUCAUGAAGCAAACUUAGUAAAAUAUAGAUCUACAUGUAUGUCAUUAUAACACAUGUAUGAAUAAUAUCCUGUUGUGUAUGUGUAUGUGUUUAUCUAUUUAUUUACCCUUUGAGAUGAUUCAAAGGCAAAACA
Molecule: messenger RNA, 978 nt
Organism: Amphimedon queenslandica
Lineage: Eukaryota; Metazoa; Porifera; Demospongiae; Haplosclerida; Niphatidae
Product: electron transfer flavoprotein subunit beta-like
Exons: 7
Coding region: 50-820 (256 amino acids)
Biological process (GO): amino acid catabolic process; fatty acid beta-oxidation using acyl-CoA dehydrogenase
Cellular component (GO): mitochondrion
Molecular function (GO): electron transfer activity
Source: RefSeq, a predicted model, not a curated record